UUUCCCUAUCAGAAAGCCCCAUGCCCCAUACCUAAAAAAAACCGGUCUGUUUUGAAUGUAGUUAUUGUAUACACAUGGGGACGAAGCCACUCAGUGGGAACCAGUAUUGCACACACAGGUGUACGUAACAAGGGUACGGGGCAAAAUGACAAGACGCGAAGCAAAAUACAAAAAAGUUAUGGCCCGGGCAAACUUUGUAAGAAAAGCGGAAGAAGCUUUACACUAAAGCAUUAUGUCUCCCUUCUGAAACAUAAUUAACUUCCGUAAAAUCAUAAUGCCCUUUUUUCGGUUGAUUGAAAUACGAAAUAUCUAUCAAAGUCAAUAUGAGUUGAACAUUAAAGUUUGAUCUGUUCCUAGUUCCGCACAUCCCAAGGGACUGCAGUGCCAUUCUACAAAGUGGACGGACAGAGUCAGGUGUAUACAAAAUCUAUCCGUUCUCCACGAGAUGCCAUGCAAUUCGCGUAUACUGUGACAUGGAGACGGCUGGUGGAGGAUGGACGGCAUUUCAAAGACGACUUCAUUGGUCUGUGAAAUUCAAUCGGACUUGGGAAGAGUACAAGAUCGGGUUUGGUAUCCCGGAAGUGGAUUAUUGGAUAGGAAAUGACGUAAUCCACCAAUUAACAAAGGGAAUCAACUCUUCUCUCCAUGUUGUCAUCAAGUUACCAACCGGUGAAACACUGUACGAGUUAUAUGACCACUUCUCUAUAGCUGACGAGGCAAACAAAUACAAACUAUUUCUGGAAGGACCGGCAACAGGGACACUAGGUGACAGCUUGUUGGUAGGUACUCAGAAUCUGAAUGGAAUGUAUUUCAGCACGCUGGAUCAGGACAAUGAUGUGUACCCCGCCUGGCACUGUGGUGCAGGAAUGGGGGGAGGGUGGUGGUUCAGAAAUUGUUGCUACGCGUUCCUUAAUGGCGCCUGGUUUUCGGGUUCGUUUGGGGUAUCUUGGUUCCCAAAACUCCCCGCUGGAUCAAAGGCGAACGAGACGUUGCUAAUGGUAAAACCACGAUAAACAAUUAUAAAAGAUCUUAGAGAUCAACAAUUUUGUGGGUGUGUAAUUUACCUUGUAUUCGCUUUGUUGUUUGUAAUGUCCCAUUUGCACUCCUAUCGGGACCCCAAUCGCUUUUUAAGUGCUUAAAUCUAACAAAAGGCGUGAGGGUUCUUUUAUGGUGCCUUGACCUUCCGUGACGCUUGUACUUUGUAUCGAACUAAAGACGCAAACGUUCACGUCUUAGGCUCGAUACGGCCACGGUACCAGCUGGGGUUGAAGAACGACAUACCGAUCAUGAAGCUAACGCUCUCAUUAUUGAGUCCUCCUACCCACUUCUGAGCGGGAAAAAUCGCGUGAAAAAAAACUAACCAUAAAUUUGACAUUUCAGAUCUCGAUCAUGGGCAAAUAUAGGGAAAAGUGGCUUACAUGAUUUUCAUAUAAAAUUUUUAUUUGGCACGAGAAGACGAAAAAUCAAGACGCAUAUUUUUGUGUGGUUUUCAUGCUCAUUAUUCUGAAGUGAAAUCAUGUGAACAUCAUCAAUCUUGUAUAUAAUAUGCACUUAGAUCAAUUACCCGUGAAUCUAUAUAAUUUAUAUAAUAAAAUGUUAUCCGAGGAAAGGCAUAAAAAUGACAUGAUUUUCGCAUGGAUAUCAUGUGAUUAAAUUCUGCUUAUAAUAGGGAUUUAGAAGAAGUUGAAAACUUUCUAACUCUUCUAUAUAAUAUAUUUCAUAAAGCAUUAUAAAACAAGAAUUGUUUAGAAUAUUAUUCUAUAUAAUAUGCUAGCUUAAUAUUAUAAACAUAAUAUAUUAUAGUAUAUAUUAAUAAUUCAAAAUCUAUAGAAUAAUUUGUGAAGCAUUAGCCAAAAACAGCGUGCCAAAAAAGU
Ostrea edulis (European flat oyster) is the source of this 1874-nucleotide messenger RNA. RefSeq names its product fibroleukin-like. The transcript is spliced from 4 exons. The coding region runs from base 474 to 1013 and encodes 179 amino acids. NCBI's taxonomy places the organism in Eukaryota, Metazoa, Mollusca, Bivalvia, Ostreida, Ostreidae. The record is from RefSeq and is a predicted model, not a curated record.